Messenger RNA from Macrosteles quadrilineatus (aster leafhopper), 1587 nucleotides. RefSeq lists its product as uncharacterized. The transcript has 2 exons. The record is from RefSeq and is a predicted model, not a curated record. NCBI's taxonomy places the organism in Eukaryota, Metazoa, Arthropoda, Insecta, Hemiptera, Cicadellidae. The coding region runs from base 74 to 1474 and encodes 466 amino acids.
CACACGUCAGAUAUGUUUAUGAAGUGUUAAUCUCUCUCAACAAUUAUGUGUGUUUUGAAAUAAUUAGUGUAACAUGAAAUAUAUUUUAGUUAUUAUUUUGGCAUCCAUGUGUGAGCUUGGAAUACAUUCUUUGAACAAGGAUCAACACGCUAAACACAAACUUCCAAUGGAUACCACAAACUUUGACGAAUUGGCCAAUUCUAAGACAUUUAUUGACAAAACUCUGAUGAUAAAAGAAGUUUUCAAGUCACCUCAUCACACAAACUUAAUUUUAGCUCCAAGAAAGUUUGGUAAAACCAGUAAUAUGAACAUGAUCAAGCGGUUUUGUGAAAUAGAAGUUGACGAGAAUGGUAAUUCUAUAGAUAAAACACUGGCCUCAAGCUAUAACCUGUUUAAGAGCAAAAACUUAAAAAUAUUCAGAGAUGAAGCAUUUGUAAAAGAUCAUUUUUCUUCGUAUGCAGUCCUGCAUCUAGACUACAGCACUCUUCAGAACAUUGACUCGUACGAUCAGCUGAUGGAGAUGCUCAUAGUUUUAAUAAGCAAGACAUAUUCAGAGCACAAAUACCUGUUGAACAAUGAAUCGCUGUGGGAUGGAUUUGAAAAGGGACUUUUCCAGAGCUACGUAAGUGCUCAAGAAAACCACAAAGAUCACAACACUCACAUUCUCACAAGUUUGAAAUGGCUUUGUGAAAUAUUACAUAAACACUUUGGGAAAAAGGUUCUCGUGCUUAUUGACGAAUUUGACGCCUAUGUGUACAGUGCGAUAUUCAAUGAUAGCAAGGGGAUUGAUAAGAUAAUGAAGUUGAUGAUUGAAAUUGAUGGAUAUUUGUUAAAACCUAAUGAUCACAUAACUAAAGUCCUACUUACAGGGACAUUGAAAAUUUUUAGAGAGGACAUGGAUGAGGAUAUACGGACUUAUCAUUUCUUAGAGAACCAUCCUUUUAGUCCAUACUACGGUGUAACCAGAAAUGACUUAGACAACGUACUGUCCAAACUAGUUGGCAACUGUGGUGAGAAAUAUAAACUUCUAAAUUUCAUAAUGAGCUAUUACGGAAACUACAAGAUCUACAGUGAAGACGAUACAGUCACAGAGAUCUUUAAUAUGUGGCCUGCAAUAAAUUAUGCUAUUACUGGAGCACAGCCGGUUGAUUAUUUUGUGGGAGAACACCUGCUGCCUGGGUUCAAAAAAAUAUUCAGAGCUCAGCAAAUCAAAGAAGAACUUCAAGCGCUUAUCUUAGGAGAAGCAAGACCUGUUGAACGGUUUGCUGCCUUUAAAGAAGAUGACAUCCGCACACUUAACUACAUCACGAAAUCAUACAUUUGUCCCCCUUCGGGUGAUAAGGUGUUUCUAAGGCUGCUCUACAGUUUUGGAUAUUUGACUCAAGUAAAGAAUGACGAAGGGAUGCUGCUAGAAGAGUUUAGAGUUCCAAACAAUGAAACGGAAAGUGAGUUGAUGAGGUAUACUCCGGUGUGAACAAAUAACUGUAUUGAGCUACAUUGGACCUUGGGUACUGUGAUAUUAGGAGGAUAAAACUAAUUGUAAUAUCAUUAAUUUUAUAUCUUAUAUGAUACUGAAAACGAGAUUUA